Molecule: messenger RNA, 1068 nt
Organism: Eurypyga helias (sunbittern)
Lineage: Eukaryota; Metazoa; Chordata; Aves; Eurypygiformes; Eurypygidae
Gene: P2RX5
Product: purinergic receptor P2X, ligand-gated ion channel, 5
Exons: 10
Coding region: 1-1068 (355 amino acids)
Biological process (GO): monoatomic cation transmembrane transport; response to ATP
Cellular component (GO): nuclear inner membrane; plasma membrane
Molecular function (GO): extracellularly ATP-gated monoatomic cation channel activity; purinergic nucleotide receptor activity; ATP binding
Source: RefSeq, a predicted model, not a curated record
AUGGGGCAGGUGGCCUGGAAGGCUUUGUUUCUCUCGCUUUUUGAUUAUAAAACGGAGAAAUACGUCAUUGCGAAGAACAAGAAGGUGGGGAUUCUCUACCGGGUGGUGCAGCUCUCCAUUCUGGCUUACCUGGUGGGGUGGGUGUUUGUUGUCAAGAAAGGCUACCAGGACACAGACACAUCCCUCCAGAGCUCUGUCAUCACCAAGCUGAAAGGGGUAGCCUUCACCAACACCUCGGAGCUGGGGGAGAGGCUGUGGGAUGUUGCAGACUACGUCAUUCCUCCGCAGGGUGAAAACGUCUUCUUUGUCAUGACGAAUCUGAUUGUGACCCCAAACCAGAGACAAGCCACGUGCCCUGAGAGUGCCAGCAUUCCCGACGCCCUGUGUCACAAGGAUGGGGACUGCCCGGCGGGGCAAGCAGUGGUGGCCGGCAAUGGGGUCAAGACUGGCCAUUGUUUGAAAGACAGGGACAGCGUCAGAGGGACUUGUGAGAUACUGGCCUGGUGCCCAGUGGAGAAAAGAUCCAAGCCCAAGAAACCGCUUCUUGCCAGUGCAGAAAACUUCACUGUUUACAUCAAGAACUCAAUCCGCUUCCCCAAGUUUAAGUUCUCCAAGAUGAAUGUGCUGGCAACCAACGAGUCCUACCUGAAGAGCUGCCGCUACAGCACGGAACAUCCCUACUGCCCCAUCUUCCUCCUGGGGAACAUCGUCCGAUGGGCUGGGAGUGACUUCCAGGAAAUGGCCUCGGAGGGUGGUGUGAUAGGAAUUCAGAUUGAAUGGAACUGUGAUCUUGAUAAAGCCCCUUCUGAAUGUAACCCUCACUAUUCUUUUAGCCGGCUGGAUAACAAGUUUGCAGAAAACUCCGUCUCUUCUGGGUACAACUUCCGGUUUGCCAAGUAUUACCGGAAUGCUGAGGGGGUCGACUACCGGACACUCAUUAAGGCGUACGGCAUCCGCUUUGAUGUGAUGGUGAACGGCAAGGGAGCUUUCUUUUGUGACCUGGUGCUGCUGUAUCUGAUUAAAAAGAGUAACUUCUAUCGAGGCAAAAAGUAUGAGGAAGUAAAGUAA